Oncorhynchus nerka (sockeye salmon) is the source of this 4627-nucleotide messenger RNA. RefSeq names its product dynactin subunit 4-like. Lineage: Eukaryota; Metazoa; Chordata; Actinopteri; Salmoniformes; Salmonidae. The coding region runs from base 449 to 1684 and encodes 411 amino acids. The transcript has 15 exons. Gene Ontology annotation, cellular component: dynactin complex. The record is from RefSeq and is a predicted model, not a curated record.
GCUAACGUUAGCGGUUUUGGAGAAUUUGGUCAAUUUAGUCCAGCCCCCCCCCAUACAACACAAAAUAUGUAUUUGUCAUACCGCACGUCAAUCAACAUUUAUUCAACAACCCUGUGGUCUGAUUGGCCGUUUUCGUCUUUACUUCCGCCCUACAUUCAUAAUAGUGUACGUUUAUCAAGCUACCUAAGAUUAAGGCUUAGCAACAUAAUCAAUACAGUGUUUUAUUUUUGGUCGGUGUUCACUUAUGAGCUUCUUUUUCUCCAAUUAACAGUGACACGAAUUCCCACUGGAAAUACAACUAAAACCUAACAACUGUUUGAUAAACCUCCUAGUUAGCUAUUCUGCUGUUAGCUGGCUAAUGUUCCCUAUUCAUCACCACACCCAGACAAGAGUGACCACAUAUCUUAUUUAGGUGGACUCCCAUUACUGUCCGAGCUGCCUGGAGAAUAUGCCUUCAGCGGAGGCAAAGCUGAAGAAGAACAGGUGUGCCAACUGCUUCGACUGCCCGUGCUGCAUGCACACCCUGUCCACCCGGGCAACCAACAUCCCAGCCCCUCUUCCUGACGACCCCAGCAAGACGACCAUGAAGAAGGCCUACUACCUGGCCUGUGGCUUCUGUCGCUGGACAUCCAGAGAUGUGGGCAUGGCUGACAAGUCUGUGGCCAGUGGAGGAUGGCAGGAGCCGGACAACCGUCAUACUCAACGGAUCAAUAAACUGAUAGAGUAUUACCAGCAGCUGGCCCAGAGGGAGAAACUGGAGCGGGAUCGGAAGAAGCUGGCCAGGAGACGACCCUAUAUGCCUCUGGCCUUCUCGCAACACACUAUUCAUGUGGUGGAGAAGUAUGGUCUGGGUACCAGACUACAGAGACAGAGACCUGGAGCUCCUAUCACCAGUCUGGCUGGUCUUUCUCUGAAGGAAGGUGAAGACCAAAAGGAGAUUAACAUAGAGCCAGCCCAGGCCUUGGACGAGGUGGAACCACUGCCUGAAGACUACUACACCAGACCAAUCAACCUACCCGAGGUAACAUCCUUGCGCCAGCGGCUGCUCCAGCCUGACUUCCAACCAGCCGGAGCCUCUCAGCUCCACCCCAAACACAAACACCUGUUGAUCAAGCGCUCUCUGCGAUGCAGGAAAUGUGAGCACAAUCUGAGCAAGCCAGAAUUCAACCCAACCUCAAUAAAGUUCAAAAUCCAGCUGGUGGCUGUGAGUUACAUCCCUGAGGUCAGAAUAAUGUCCAUUCCAAACCUGCGCUUCCAGAAGGAGUGCCAGGUGCUGCUCACCCUGACCAACCCCGUGGAGAGUAUUACCCACGUCACCCUGGUGGGCUGUGAGGAAGGAGACCCAGAGGACAUCAACAGCACUGCGAAGGUGAUGGUUCCUACCAAGGAGUUGGUCUUGGCAGGGAAGGAUGCUGCAGCAGAUUACGACGAGUUGGCUGAGCCACAGGACUUCAAGGACGACCCAGAUGUGGUGGCCUUCAGGAAAUCCAAUAAGAUCGGUUUCUUCAUCAAGGUGGUCCCUCAGCGCGAGGAGGACGGCGAUGUCACGGUGUCCUUUAAGAUUCGCCACGACUUCCGGAAUUUGGCGGCUCCCAUAAGGCCGAGCGAGGAGGACGAUGCCCCAACCGAGGCAAUAUGGCUCACACACCACGUAGAGCUCAGCCUGGGGCCGCUCGUAGCGUGAAGUUACACACACUGAAUACACACACACACACACACACGUUAACAGAAACACAAAAUACAUAUAUACACUGAGUGGACAAAACAUUAAGAACACCUGCGCUUUCCAUGACAGACUGACAAGGUGAACCCAGGUGAAAGCUAUGAUCCCUUAUUGACGUCACCUGAUAAAUCCACUUCAAUCAGUGUAGAUGAAGAGGAGGAGACGGGUUAAAGUAGGAAUUGUAAGACUUGAGAGAAUUUGAGACAUGUGAUUGUGUAUGUGUGUCUUUCAGCGGGUGAAUCGGCAAGACAAAAGAUUUAAGUGCCUUUUUGACAGGGUAUGUUAGUAGGUGACAGGCGCACCAGUUUGAGUCAAGAACUGCAACGCUGCUGGGUUUUUCCACGCUCAACAGUUUCCCGUGUGUGUCAAGAAGGGUCCGACACCCAAUGAACAUCCAGCCAACUUGACACAACAGUGAGAAUGGAGUCAACUUUGGAGUUCAUGACCUGACGAAUUGAGGCUGUUCUGAGGGGUAGCGGAGAGGGGGGGGUGCACCUCAGGUUCCUAAUGUUUGGUAUGCUCAUUAUAUAUAGUAGAGCAGUGUUGAGAGAGAACACACCUACCAGACAAACACACACACGCCGUACAUGCAUUGGAUCACAUAUCUCUCACACACAACACACACACACACACACACACGUACUCGACUAGCAACACUUCUCUGUACCACCAAGCAGUUCCAGAGACCCUUUCCCGCUUCACGCUUCAACUUAGGCACUGUCUUCAUCAUCCUCCUCCUAAGGAUGAAGAGUAUUUACCUGCAUGCCAUGCCAGGCUACAUCUACCUGCUAAUAAAUGUCUCUUAGAUGAUGUCAUUACUGUUUCUGCUCUCUGGGUUGAAGGUAGGGUGAGACUGUCAUUACUGUUUCUUCUCUCUGGGUUGAAGGUAGGGUGAGACUGUCAUUACUGUUUCUCCUCUCUGGGUUGAAGGUAGGAUGAGACUGUCAUUACUGUUUCUCCUCUCUGGGUUGAAGGUAGGAUGAGACUCAUUACCGUUUCUCCUCUCUGGGUUGAAGGUAGGGUGAGACUGUCAUUACUGUUUCUUCCUCUCUGGGUUGAAGGUAGGGUGAGACUGUCAUUACUGUUUCUCCUCUCUGGGUUGAAGGUAGGAUGAGACUGUCAUUACUGUUUCUCCUCUCUGGGUUGAAGGUAGGAUGAGACUGUCAUUCUCCUCUCUGGGUUGAAGGUAGGGUGAGACUGUCAUUACUGUUUCUCCUCUGGGUUGAAGGUAGGAUGAGACUGUCAUUACUGUUUCUCCUCUCUGGGUAGAAGGUAGGGUGAGACUGUCAUUUUCCUUUCUGGGUUGAAGGUAGGAUGAGACUGUCAUUACCGUUUCUCCUCUCUGGGUUGAAGGUAGGAUGAGACUGUCAUUCUCUCUGGGUUGAAAGUAGGGUGAGACUGUCAUUACUGUUUCUCCUCUGGGUUGAAGGUAGGGUGAGACUGUCAUUACUGUUUCUCCUCUCUGGGUUGAAGGUAGGAUGAGACUGUCAUUCUCCUCUGGGUUGAAGGUAGGGUGAGACUGUCAUUACUGUUUCUCCUCUCUGGGUUGAAGAUAGGAUGAGACUGUCAUUACUGUUUCUCCUCUCUGGGUUGAAGGUAGGAUGAGACUGUCAUUCUCCUUUCUGGGUUGAAGGUAGGGUGAGACUGUCAUUACUGUUUCUCCUCUCUGGGUUGAAGGUAGGGUGAGACUGUCAUUACUGUUUCUCCUCUCUGGGUUGAAGGUAGGGUGAGACUGUCAUUCUCCUCUCUGGGUUGAAGGUAGGGUGAGACUGUCAUUACUGUUUCUCCUCUCUGGGUUGAAGGUAGGAUGAGACUGUCAUUACUGUUUCUCCUCUCUGGGUUGAAGGUAGGGUGAGACUGUCAUUACUGUUUCUCCUCUCUGGGUUGCAGGUAGGGUGAGACUGUCAUUACUGUUUCUCCUCUCUGAGUUGAAGGUAGGGUGAGACUGUCAUUACUGUUUCUCUUCUCUGGGUUGAAGGUAGGGUGAGACUGUCAUUCUCUCUGGGUUGAAGGUAGGGUGAGACUGUCAUUACUGUUUGUCCUCUCUGGGUUGAAGGUAGGGUGAGACUGUCAUUCUCUCUGGGUUGAAGGUAGGGUGAGACUCAUUACUGUUUCUCUCUGGGUUGAAGGUAGGGUGAUCUCCUCUGGGUUGAAGGUAGGGUGAGACUCAUUACUGUUUCUCUCUGGGUUGAAGGUAGGGUGAGACUCAUUACUGUUUCUCCUCUCUGGGUUGAAGGUAGGGUGAGACUCAUUACUGUUUCUCUCUGGGUUGAAGGUAGAGUGAUCUCCUCUGGGUUGAAGGUAGGGUGAUCUCCUCUGGGUUGAAGGUAGAGUGAUCUCCUCUGGGUUGAAGGUAGGGUGAUCUCCUCUGGGUUGAAGGUAGGGUGAUCUCCUCUGGGUUGAAGGUAGGGUGAUCUCCUCUGGGUUGAAGGUAGGGUGAUCUCCUCUGGGUUGAAGGUAGGGUGAUCUCCUCUGGGUUGAAGGUAGGGUGAUCUCCUCUGGGUUGAAGGUAGGGUGAUCUCCUCUGGGUUGAAGGUAGGGUGAGACUAAGGAGUUGGGAGUUAUUUUUGCUGUUGUCUUCAGUACUGAAGUCAGUCAGUUCUAUUAGCAGUAUAGAAGUAGUGAGACCUGUAAACGGUCUUUGUCUGAGGUAAGAUACAUUCCCUAAAAUCACUAUCGAUCAAUCGUACAUUUUCAUAAAAUGUAAAGUGUAUUAUAUAUAUUCAUUGGAUGGUUUCUGCUGAAGAUCUGACCAACAGUGGCUGGUUGCUGUUUAUUGUGGUUCACUGGCACUCAUUUUAAUUUGUUGUCUCUGUGUGAAGUCUGGAAGGAAUUUCUCGGGUUUUGUUAGUCUUACAACACGGUUAACCUGUUACUGGCUAAUAAAAUAAUGUCAGAAAAACA